CUGUAACACCUCCGUGCAGCUGGUGAGAGGUCAGCAUGCCCCAUAUGUACCACAAGAUGGGGCGGUUUAGCUUCUCCCUCCUCCGCCACAUCGCCUCCCUUUCCUCUUCACUCACUGUCCCAUCAGCCACCAGGACAUGCUGCCUCCAUCGAGGGGUUUUGACCAGUUCCCACCCCUGUCACCAGACCACGGGCCCUAGUCACAGCUCUCAGCACAGGAGGGGUGUGAGCACAGCCCUCAGCCAGGAAAUACAGGACCUGAGCGGGCCUGAGCAGAGGCUGCUGAACAAACUGUAUGAGGGGCUGAUCGGAGGACAGCGGGCGUCUCUGGCCGAGUCCAUCACACUGGUGGAAACCCAGCAUCCCAGGAAGAAAGAACUGGCUCAGGUGCUGCUGCAGAGGGUGCUGGCCUACAGGAGGGAGCAGGAGAGUCGUAAUGGGGGGAAGCCGGUGGCCUUUAGAGUCGGUCUGUCCGGUCCUCCAGGAGCAGGGAAGUCGUCCUUCAUUGAGGUUGUGGGGAAGAUGUUGACAGGACGAGGACAUAAAUUAUCAGUGCUGGCUGUUGACCCGUCCUCCUGCACUACAGGAGGGUCUCUGAUGGGUGACAAGACUCGUAUGACUGAACUCUCCAGGGACAUGGAUGCUUUCAUCAGGCCAUCGCCGGCCUCUGGGACACUUGGUGGAGUCACUAGAACAACCAACGAGGCCAUUGUUCUCUGUGAAGGGGCGGGAUAUGACAUUGUCCUUGUAGAGACUGUGGGUGUGGGCCAGUCCGAGUUUGCAGUGGCUGACAUGGUUGACAUGUUUGUGUUGCUGAUUCCACCAGCAGGGGGCGAUGAACUGCAGGGUAUCAAGAGGGGCAUCAUCGAGAAGGCCGACUUGGUGGUGGUGACAAAAUCGGAUGGAGACCUGGUGGUGCCGGCCAGGAGGAUCCAGACUGAAUACACAAGUGCACUCAAGCUGCUCAGGAGAAGCUCCAAGUCCUGGAACCCAAAGGUGGUGCGUGCCUCCUCUCACACAGGUGAGGGCAUUCCAGAGGUCUGGGCCAAGAUGGAGUCUUACCGGGAUGCCAAGUUGGCCAGUGGUGAACUGCAGGGCCGGCGGAAGGCCCAGCAGAAGGUUUGGAUGUGGAGUCUGAUCCAGGAGAACGUCCUCUCCCAUUUCCAGAAUCACCCCCGUGUCAGAGAGGCUCUACCACACCUUGAGGAAAAGGUGACAAGAGGAGCCAUCUCCCCUGGACUGGCCUCUGAUCUGCUUCUCAAAGCCUUUCUAUCAUCAUCAUCAUAGUUAUCACUGGUACUGCUCUUUUUUGAGGAGGAUGGAUUGGUACCUCGUUGCUGAUCAGGGCCACUCAGUGCCAAAUAAAGCAGGACAGAGUGAAAAACUGUGACCUUGAUUCUGCGGUUUUUGCAAAAAGGAAGCAGCACUGCUCUUUUUACACUGAAUCUGAAAUUUAAAUUACCUGAGAUAGAAGUCACCCCUCGACAGAAGCUCCAGCCUGCUUUUAUCCACAUCAGGGGAGGGCAAUUGUCACUUCUCGCCCACCGCUUAAGGGCACAUUCACAUUUGGACUAUAGAUGUCAAAAUUGAACAUUUCACUUGUGAGGAAAUGUUCAAACAUUGCUGUGAGAUUUGAAAUGUUUUUCUGCCAUUCUAAAACAGAUAUCGGGACUGUUUUAGUGGACAAGAACACCAAAGACAAUCAUGAACAUUUUUAGGACGAUAAGCUCAACACACCGGGAGGAUUGUAAAGGCCACAUUGAUGCACUUGGGGAAUAGUUUGCACAAUACCCAUCGCCUUUACUAACAGGGUCAUUCGAGGGUGAAACUGUGACUUGUUCACGCCAUAAAUACUGACAUGACACAUACUGUAGUUGGAGUAUGAUCUAUGAUGAGCAGUUUUCCCAGCCACUUCUGAACACCCCUCACACAGAUAGAUCAUUAAUACACACUACUUGUAACCAUAAGGAAAAGUGUUAAUGGGAGGAA
This is a messenger RNA of Scomber japonicus (chub mackerel), 1988 nucleotides long. RefSeq names its product metabolism of cobalamin associated A (gene mmaa). The record is from RefSeq and is a predicted model, not a curated record. NCBI's taxonomy places the organism in Eukaryota, Metazoa, Chordata, Actinopteri, Scombriformes, Scombridae. The coding region runs from base 36 to 1286 and encodes 416 amino acids. Gene Ontology annotation, cellular component: cytoplasm. Gene Ontology annotation, molecular function: GTPase activity; GTP binding. The transcript has 7 exons.